Molecule: messenger RNA, 1628 nt
Organism: Salvelinus namaycush (lake trout)
Lineage: Eukaryota; Metazoa; Chordata; Actinopteri; Salmoniformes; Salmonidae
Product: nuclear receptor subfamily 0 group B member 2-like
Exons: 2
Coding region: 313-1080 (255 amino acids)
Biological process (GO): circadian rhythm; negative regulation of transcription by RNA polymerase II
Cellular component (GO): cytoplasm; nucleus
Molecular function (GO): transcription factor binding; transcription corepressor activity
Source: RefSeq, a predicted model, not a curated record
CUUACCCCGCCCGAUAUGGAUAUGCUCUAUCCAUUGGUUUUCAAUAAGAAUACCUUAUCUGCUCUUUAGGGGAUGCCGUCAGUCGAGUUGUCUGCUCUUUAGGGGCUCUUUGUUUUUCGCCGAGGAAGUAUUGACAGGUCAAGGUGCACGAGUUUAGCUCAGUGGGUUGGCCUUAUAAAUAGAAGCACGGUGUAAGGCAUCCGCACAACCACACACCACCUCAACAAGAGCCUGUCUUGGUAGGCCAAGAACAUUUGAAUGUAUUUCAGCUUUUCAUUUUGUUUUUGAGAGUAUGAUCUGUGUCUCAUCAAAAUGGAUAACGCAUGUACAGAUUACAACGAUAGGCAGUCAAAUGCUAUCCUUUACAACAUCCUCAAUCGAGAAAAUUCCAGGUCAAGCCACAACAGCCUGAACUACAACUUGAUACCUCAUAGAUGCAACUGCGAGAUACGACGGACAGUGUGCUUGAAAAGUCCAGCAGACAUUUGCCAAGAGGCAUCGGGAGUGCUGGUGAAAACAAUUCACUUUAUGAAGAACUUACCUGCUUUCAACCAACUCCCACUGAACGAUCAACUAUCGCUCCUCCAAAGUUGCUGGGCGCCACUCUUUAUUUUGGGUCUGGCCCAGGAAGGCAUGAACUUUGACGUCAUCGACACCCCUGCCGAUAGCAUGCUGAAAAGAAUCCUCUUGAAUUCUCAAGAGAGCUCAGAGACGGAAAGAGAGCAGCCCACAUUGGCUGGUGUGAACAAACUCAAGUCAUGCCUCAAAAAGUUCUGGAGUCUGGAUUUAAGUCCAAAGGAGUACGCAUACCUCAAGGGCACCAUGAUAUUUAACCCAGAUGUGAAAGACCUAAAGGCAGCUCUAUUCGUGGAGGGCUUACAGCAGGAGGCUCAGCAUGCUCUGAGGGAGGUGGUCCAAUCACUCCACCCUGGGGACCGGAGCCGCUUCGCUCGUAUCCUGCUCGCGGCCUCCAUGCUCAAGACCAUCACACGCAACCUCAUCACCGAGCUCUUCUUCCGUCCUGUCAUUGGCCAAGCAGAUCUACUGGACUUCCUGGUCGAUAUGCUCUUCAGCAGGUAGCUACUGCAAGGCUGAUAUACAGAGACUUGAUAUAAUUUCCCGCUGGGACAAUAAAGUUGAAACUUGAACUUGAGGGGUGUGGGCUCCCACUGAGAGGGAUAUUGAGCCCCCGGGACUGAGUUGGGGUGUCUGGUCAUGUGGUGAAGAGAUUGACAAAUAAGAGCUCGUUAUAAGGGGAAAUAAAUGUGUAUUCUUUAUUCCCAGUAAUAAAUGUCUGACGAAAUAGGAAGAAAAAAAAUGUCUCUGGAAAUUAUGAGAACAGUUUGCUAUUGUUUACAUCCAACUAUGAAUUAGCAACAUUUACUGUAUAUUAGCAACAUUUUUGGUAGAAAAAUGAGGUCUCAAUGGCUGGUAGUUAUAACAGACAUUUUACUGGUUAUAUCAGACAGGCUAUACUACAGUCUACAAUACACAUUCCUUAAAAUCAUGUAUAUUUUGCAGAAUACCGUUUAGAUACAUUGUUUGUUUUCUGUAUGUUUGCAUGAACAAUGUAAAUCAUUUCUGGGACUGCCUCCAGAAUAUUUUCUAUAAAUAUAUUUUUAUACAAU